Molecule: messenger RNA, 1584 nt
Organism: Macrosteles quadrilineatus (aster leafhopper)
Lineage: Eukaryota; Metazoa; Arthropoda; Insecta; Hemiptera; Cicadellidae
Product: ubiquitin-associated protein 1-like
Exons: 7
Coding region: 236-1414 (392 amino acids)
Biological process (GO): ubiquitin-dependent protein catabolic process via the multivesicular body sorting pathway
Cellular component (GO): ESCRT I complex
Molecular function (GO): ubiquitin binding
Source: RefSeq, a predicted model, not a curated record
UCCGCUUGUCCGCUGUCUUGCAAGUUGCAAAAAUGCAAAUCGUCUUGCCUUGCUUGACUUGACAAGGAAUCUAUUCUGUCUGCGUUACAAGAGAUUUUAUUGUUUGUAUAGGUGUAAUUAACGUCAAGACCUUGGUAGUUUCUUUUAAGUUCACAAAAUUAUACGUGUUUUUAGAUCGUAAGGCAGUACAAAGUGCAGUUCGUCGGACAAAUGGUUCAGGAAUAUACAUAACAAAAUGGCGUACAAUAAGUGUGAUAGUGACAAACAUGCUUCCUAUAUGGAUGGCAUACCAGUAAAAAUUAGUGAGAAGUACAAGCCUCCCAAGAAGAUUAUUCUCCCUGGUUCAGUAGUUAAUAAACUUAGCUCAGAAAUAUCACUUCCAGAGUAUGACUUUACCCUAGAAAAAAGUGUGUUGGAGAAAAUGACUCAGUGGCGGCAACUGCGGCAGUCACAGAGAGAUGCACGCAAACAACGGAUCACAGCAGAACAACAAGCGAGAGCAGCGAACAAGACUGAAGAAGCCCCGUCAACAGAACCUACCACCCCCGCCACCAUCCUCACCCCCGUUCCCAUCCAUGCAAAUACCCAUCCUACCACAAACCUUCACUCUAGUUUCAACAUAUCAGAGUUCGAACAAGAUACCUCCAGUCCGUUUGACAAUAUGGAACUGAAGACGAUCAACGAUUUGGAAGAGCUUGCUCAUGUUUUACAGCCUGUUGUGAUCGCUGAGAAACCUGUAGAUAGUGAUAAGAAAACCCCGCCCCCGCCAAGACUGAAUGGGUUCAACCAGUAUAGUUAUGAUAGUUGGACUCAUUACAAUGCCCCGCCCGGGUGUUACCCUCCUGGAAAUUCUGUGCAAUCAUAUGUGGUGCAGAGGAUGGACUCAAGGAGCGUGCCUGACAUCCUGCAGGAGCUGCGGACAGAGCUGAGAGACAAGAGAGAGGCUGAGCAGAGGACGGAGCCGCCGAGACCCUCUAGCACUGGCCCAGCUGAGAUGUCCAGCAGGAAGACUGCGGCAGAAGUUAAUGCCAGCUGGGUGUCAGCUGAGCAACCUUCUACACUGCCAAACCCAUAUGCUCAACUGCCCUCGACGUGUCAGCGCCUGUGUGAUCGACUGGCAGAGAUGGGUUUCCCCCUUGCUAGGGUAGCCCGUGCCACCAAGUUGUUUGGCGACGAUGAGACACGAGUUGUAGAGUUCCUAGUACAAGUGCAGAGGCUGGAAGAGCUCAAGUUUUCUGGUGACAGAGCCGAGCAAGCACUGGUGGCCAACGAGUACAAGGAUACAGAAACUCUGGAGUAUCUUCGUACGCAGUCACAGCUGCUAGACCUGGGCUUCUCCGAGGACCAGGUGAUGAAAGCUAUAAAGGAGUGUGGUACUGACCGAGACAAAGCACUUGAUUGGCUGAUCUCAUAGCAUAGGUCGGAGAUCAUCAACUACAAUACACUGCUUAGCCUUGUACUUCAUUCACCCCGUCUUUUUAGCCUAAGCAUACGGAAACAUUAUUUAAAGUAUUUAUUUUUCAAUUAAGUAAUUUUUAUUAUGUGUGAUUUAUUUAUUUUUGAAAUAAACACAAGCGUUGUUAA